AUGGCUGGAAAAAUGACUUCUUCCACUGUAUGGUUCGUUUGUUUGGUAGCAGUUUUGUUAUCACUAUUCGAAGUAAGUCAAGCUAAUUAUAAAAAUGCCCCAAUGAAUGGAAUCAUGUUCGGAAAAAGAGGCCCUUCUGAUUACGAUGCCCGCAGCAAAGCCUUUACAGCAUUAUGUGAAAUUGCAACGGAAGCUUGUCAGGCCUGGUUUUCUUCACAAGAAAGCAAGUAA
Molecule: messenger RNA, 231 nt
Organism: Parnassius mnemosyne (clouded apollo)
Lineage: Eukaryota; Metazoa; Arthropoda; Insecta; Lepidoptera; Papilionidae
Source: the annotation of a GenBank genome assembly